Molecule: messenger RNA, 10084 nt
Organism: Monodelphis domestica (gray short-tailed opossum)
Lineage: Eukaryota; Metazoa; Chordata; Mammalia; Didelphimorphia; Didelphidae
Source: RefSeq, a predicted model, not a curated record
GUGGAGUCAACGCAACCGCGCUUGCGCUCUCCUCUUGUCUAUCUGCCCGACCACUUCCGCCAAUUGGCGCAUUUAUUGGCCAGCGCGCGGGUGGGGCUAUAUCUGUAGCCCAAUCAGGCGCUGCCGCCUCCACUUGCUCUGAUGCUCUUCUCUUGUGAGCUCCCCCCUCCCUCAGUGCUUCCUCUGAGUGCUCUUCCCUCCCAAGACCUUCCCAUUCGCCCCUUCCCUAUUCGCUCCGGUACUGCCCCUCCCACUUGAGCUCGGUUGGAGGCCCAUCAGCCUGCAAUCAGCCCACACUAGCACAAUAGAGGGCCCAGUCACUGAGGAAAUAGACAAGACUACAAGCAGUUACUAAACGCCUACUUAAGUGCUGGACUCGCGCCAUUUUGGAACCAGCCCCCACACGGUCUCUGAAGGUCCCAAGGCAAAUAAGAAAGACCUCGUCACCUGGGGAGGGGAAGCGUGUAACAAUGAGGAGGAUGAGAACAGAGAGCAUCCCAGGAAGCAUCACAUCCAUUAUCUGCUGUGGUGCUGGGGAGUAUGCACUGCUGCUCUCUCCCUCAUUGCCUGUCAGGCUGCCCCGCCUAUCCGAAUUUGGUCACAUACUCCCUAAGUCCAUCGUUCAAUGCCCAUGCCGCCCAGCUGCCUCCAGGUGGUCAAUGAUGAGUGCAGGUGUAGCCCAUAUAAACCCAGUAAUAGGAGCAUCGAGGUCCGGGAAGCAUCCAAAGCCAAAGCUUGGGGAAGGGAGAUGGCUGCAAGGGUCUCAUGGAAAGCAGCUCCGAUUGAGGGGGCUGACUCAGGCUGAAGAUUCUGUUUCAGAAGCAUUGAGCAAAGCUAUGGCCUUUCUCCUGCCACUAAGGGCUCACCAGGAAUCUGUGACAUUCAAGGAUGCGGCCGCGGACUUCACCCAGGAGGAGUGGGGGCACCUGUGCCCCUCUCAGAAGAGUCUCAACAAGGAAGUGAUGCUGGAGAAUUAUAGGAACUUGGUCUACCUGGGACUGACCGCCUCCAAACCAGAUGUGAUUUACCAGUUGGAGCAAGUGGAGAGUUCUUGGGUGCCUGAAGGAGAGGCCCCAGCAGCCAGCUGUCCAGAAAUAACCAGUAAGGCUUGCAUAUGCCACGUGUUCAACAAUCACCAAACCCCAGGAGGCAUGAUGGGUUCUUUUCCACCUUGUGCUAUUUCAAAUAAAACUGCUAUGAAUAUUUUUGUAGUAAAAAUUCUGUUUCUUUCUGUAAUAUCCUAUGUCAGAAGGAUCAUAAAAGGGUUUAAUGAUUUGCAUUCAUUGCUACCAGCUGAAUGGCACCAUGUUACUUUGCAAAAAAGUGACAUUCAUUUAGUCAGUCAAUCAGCAAAUAUUUUUAAAUUUUUCUUUAUUUUAUUCCAUUACUAAAUCUACACAUGAGUUUUCCAUGGUUCCAUGAUUCAUGUUGUCUCCCUUCCCUCUUCCCUCCCCUCUUCCAGAGCCAAAAAGCAAUUCCACUGGGUUAUACAUAUAUUAUCACUCAAAACCUAUUUCUGUAUUAUUCAUUUUUAUAAUAGAGUAGUUUUAAAAAACCAAAGCCCCAAAUCACAUGCCCAUAUAAACAAGUGAUAAAUUAUAUGUUUUCUUCUGUGUUUCCGCUCCCACAGUUCUUUCUCAGGAUAUGGAUAGCAUCUUUCUCACAAGUCCCUCAGAAUUGUCCUGGAUCAUUGCACUGCUAUUAGUAGCAUCCCACAAUGUUUCAGUUACUAUGUAUAAUGUGUUUUCCCAGUUCUACUCAUUUCACUCCAUAUCAUUUCAUAGAGGUCUUUCCAGUUCUUAUAGAGAUCCAUUCCUUUCAGCUGUGAGGGGGGUAAAGAGGUUAUUUUUUGAAGGGUUGAACUGGAUUAUUUAAGAGUACGGUUGCCAGGAAUUUAAUUAAUUCCAAAGAGAUUUAUUUACAAUUUAUUUACAAAUUGUAGAAACAGAAUAAGGUAAGCUAUCUAGACUAAAUACUAAGUAAUUUAUCUCCAGCCCCCUGCCUCAACCCAGACAGGGAGUUUAGUCCUCAAUCAGAUAGGCCUCGGCCCUUGUAGCCCAGGACCUAGAGAAGUCUUUUCAGAAAAAUCCAUCAGUUAAGAGUCAGCUUUUCACUCACCAUGUGUUAGUCUAAGGAACAAGGUCUCAGGUCCACUCAGCAGAUCCUUCUGCCCUUCUUCACCAGCCUCACCUCGAAAGCAUGAAGAAUUGAAUCUCUUCAGGAAGUUGUCACUCCCUUUUAAAGACAUUUUCUUUUGUGUCACUUCCCGUGUCUUUCCCUAAUUUUUACAUCUACCAAUCACAGUUGAUGCUCUGCUCUAGGACUGCCUAGGCAGUCAGUUGUUUCUUUUUUUUUUAAACCCUUACCUUCCAUCUUGGAGUCAAUACUGUGUAUUGGCUCCAAGGCAGAAGAGUGGUAAGGGCUGGGCAAUGGGGGUCAAGUGACUUGCCCAGGGUCACAUAGCUGGGAAGUGUCUGAGGCCAGAUAUGAACCUAGGACCUCCCAUCUCUAGGCCUGGCUCUCAAUCCACUGAGCUACCCAGCUGCCCACCAGUCAGUUGAUUCUGAUUCAUCACUCACUAUUGCACAUGUGGGUCACAGACCUCCCACUCAAUGAUUGAGAUGUUUACACAUUUGGUGAUUAGGUCUAAAAAUGGGCAGAUCUCCAUACUCAACUUUUAAGUUGGGUGUUUACACUUUUGGUGAUUAAAAUCUAACUAUAAGUAGGAGUUACAAUCUAAUCUUCACAAUCAGGGGACAGUGAAAUAAUUUCAUUGUUAUAAUCAGGGGAGAGUUAAAUUUAAUCUUCACACAGCACCAUCACCAAUAGAUACAAUUUGUUCAGCCAUUCCCCAAUCAAGGGACACCCCCUCAUUUUCCAUUUUUUUGCCACCACAGUUUCUUACAGAUUUUGAAAUCCAGAUUUUUAGCAGAAACAAUUACUACAAAAAUUUUUUGUCUCUGAAUAUAUUCCCUUCCCUUUUCUGGGUUCUUGCUUUUUUUGCUGAGGGAGAAAAGUCCCUCUAGAAUUCUAUAAAAAUCAAUGAAUGUAUAAGAAUUUCCUUCUUAAUAAUUGCAUCAUAUAUAUAAUUUUUUGUUUUAAAAAAUUUUAGCAUGUACUUUUUAUUCUCUUGGUACUUUCACGAGUCAAAAGGGAGUUUGUUGAGAAUGAAUCGAAUGUAGAGGGGAGUCAGACCCAAGAUGGUUGACUCCUACUCUCAUUUUACUUCUCCUGAGUGAGGCCACUGAGAGAUGCUGCAUAUGGACCCCCUGAUGUGAAAAGGUAAUGAGGAGUUGAAGGGAUCUCUCUCCUAUCAGACAGACCUGGAGAUAAUCCCAGAUUCCCUGGCAAAGAGAGGAACCAGAGAUAAACUUCCCCGGUGACCUCACCGGGAGAGUUAUGAUGGCUCCUUAUUAAAACUGGUUUCAGAUACUUCCUCUAGGCUCCCAGGCAAAAUCACUCAAUAGAUGAUCUGACUGCAAGUUAAAGGUUUUAUGAUAGAUAAAGGGCAGGUAGGGGAGGUGGAAAGAGUGACUCGGUGUCCUUGUUUCUUAAACACGGUCUUUCCCCCAGGGCACUGUAUAGUGGGCCUGAGUUUCUCCAUCCCGAACCCAAACUAAAGUUUCCCAAACUAUCUAUUAUAUAUUUAACCUAGGUAAUGGCAAAACAGGUGCAAGAGGGCUGAAGUGGGAUGGGGGGGAGGGGCUCUUCUCAAGAGUGAGCCCAUGGCUCCCUUGCUUUGAGGGGCCUGAUCUUCUUUUGUGAUGUUCCUUGAGGUAUCUGACUGGUGGUAUUGCUAUACAGAAGUUUUGAAUGUUGAUCCGAUAGGUCUCCAUUUGGUUCUUGGUGAGGUCCUCAGCAAGGAAAUUACGUCCAGCUAGGUUGAGGUCCCAGCUCAAAAGCCAAGAAUUCCAUCUGGAUCUUUCCCAGAUCUCUUCUUUUCUCCCAGGAUGCUUUGCUCUCUAACUGACGUAGCUGUCAUUCAGACUCCUCUUGCAAAAUUCUAUCUCUUCCCUCCUGCACCCUUCCUUAUAGUUUGCUCAUUGACCCAUUGGCAACUUCCCAUUAUAUACAAUGUGAGAUUAUAUACAAUGAGAGAGUAACUUGACUACACAGUUUUUAAAAUUAACUUUAUCAACUAGUGAUUUUCUUGCCAAUUCUGUCAUAAUCUUGGAUUUGUAAAACCAUUUGCCUUAUAUUCUCAUUGAGAUGAUCUUGUCUAACCAUUGAUGUCUUUUUCUAACUCUUAACAAAUACCAGAUAGUUUGGUAAAAAUUGCUUCCUAUAGAGUUAUUUGAGAUGUAGACAGGUAAGUCCCUUUCUCCUUUUCCCAUCUUCCUGCUUCCUCUUAAUAUUCCUGACCACUCGUUCUUUCACAUACAUUUUUGUUAUUUCUGUUUUAAAAACCCUUUUGUCAUGUCAUUUUUUCAGAAACUUUUAUUUGGUUGGCAAUAAUCAUAUCUAAAAAUGAAUUUUAUAAUAUAGCAGAACUGUCCUUGACAAUGAGACAGCAUGAUAAAAGUUGACUGCCAUCUUGGGCACCAUCAUGGAGUAAAAGCCCUUGGUUCAAGUCCUGGUCAUCUGUCCAGAUGUGUUCUUAAGAGAAGUAUUCAAGUACUCUGACAUUUAGUUUUCUUAUGGAAAAUGGAAUGAUGACCAACCUUUCUGUUUUCACUAGGUUAUUUUGAGGAGCAGUGUCAUCACAGCAUAUCAUCUGUUCCAUGUUUUAAAGUUUGACAGUGAUUUUUCUGGAUGGAUAAAGCAGAAGUAGGGUUAAGUCAGGGAUUAGUUACUUUUUAAAUUUCUUUCAGAUUUUGAAACUACACAGUAAUUUCCAGAACUGGACUUUUUUAUGGAAGUAUCAUCUCAUGAGGGAUUUCUAACACAUGAUCCUUGUGUCUCUCCUUUGAGAGAGGGCUUAGAAUGUGAUUCCUGGCAAGAGAAGCCUUGGAGCAAUGAAGGAAAGAACAUUUCUGAGUAUCAUGAAUGUGAAAAGACCUUCUAGGGUCAUAAAAGACUUUCUGAACAUCAGAAGAUUACUACCAGAAAGAAGACUAAUGAAUAUAAGCAGUGUGGGAAAGCCUUUUAUCAGAAGUCAGGACUAAGUGACCAUCAGGGAAUUCAUACUGGAGAGAAGCUUUAUAUAUGUACUAAAUGUGGGAAAUCCUUCAGCUGCAAGUCAGCCCUUUCUUCCCAAUACCAAAUUCAUAUUAGCGACAGACUUUAUGACAGUAAUAUUUGUGAGAAAGUCUUUCAUCAGUGGUCAGGACUUACUGAACAUCAGAGAAGUCAUACAGGAGAAAAACCUUAUGAGGGUCAAGAAUGUGGGAAGACUUUCUGACAAAAUGUACACCUUAACGGCCAUCUGAAAAUUCAUACUCAAGAGAAGCCUAUGACUUUACUAAAUGUGGGAAAUCCUUCAGCUGCAAGUCAGCCCUUUCUUCCCAAUACCAAAUUCAUAUUAGCAACAGACUUUAUGACUGUAAUGUUUGUGGGAAAGUCUUUCAUCAGUGGUCAGGACUUACUGAACAUCAGAGAAGUCAUACAGGAGAAAAACCUUAUGAGGGUCAAUAAUGUGGGAAGACUUUCUGACAAAAUGUACACCUUAACGGCCAUCUGAAAAUUCAUACUCAAGAGAAGCCUAUGACUUUACUAAAUGUGGGAAAUCCUUCAGCUGCAAGUCAGCCCUUUCUUCCCAAUACCAAAUUCAUAUUAGCGACAGACUUUAUGACUGUAAUGUUUGUGGGAAAGUCUUUCAUCAGAGGUCAGGACUUACUGAACAUCAGAGAAGUCAUACAGGAGAAAAACCUUAUGAGGGUCAAGAAUGUGGGAAGACUUUCUGACAAAAUGUACACCUUAACAGCCAUCUGAAAAUUCCUACUCAAGAGAAGCCUAUGACUUUACUAAAUGUGGGAAAUCCUUCAGCUGCAAGUCAGCCCUUACUUCUGUAAACGUCAAAACUGUAAGGAUAAUUUUAGUCUUUUGACUUAAAAUCUCAAUAAGUGGUCACCAUGGGAAAUUCCCAAAUAUGAAAAUACCCAAGUCAGCUGGGGAUUUAUAGAGAUUUUAAUUAAUAUAAAUGAAGGAAUUAAGGGAAGGAGGGAGAGAGAGAGAGAGAGAGAGAGAGAGAGAGAGAGAGAGAGAGAGAGAGAGAGAGAGAGAGAGAGAGAGAGAGAGAGAGAGAGAGAGAGAGAGAGAAAAUUUAAACUUCUCUGGCUCAGGUUGAGCCACGCAGUAGUUAAAGGCCUUGGCCAAAGUGGCCUCCCUGAGCCUAAGGGAAAGAGGAACCACGAGACCAUCUCCAAGCUCCACUGAAUUCCAAACUCAAUUGCCUCCUGACUUUUUACCCCUUCCUUUUAAAUAAAUUUUCUCUUAUGUCAUUUCCCCUAAAUUUUCAUGUCUACCAAUCACAGUAGACACUUUUUUCCAGGACUGCCCAUUCUUAGUUCUCAUCUUCUUUGGUUCUCACCUUCUCUGGUUAGAUUAUAUCUUCUGAGUACUUCACACCUCUUUGUUAAGCUUGCCUUUUGUAAGUUACUUGACCUUUUGUGAUUAAUUUAACCUUUACAGGUACUUAAGACCUUUUUGUAUUAGAUCUAAAAAUAGACCUAUCUUAAGGUUCUAGCUUCACCAUAAGGUAUGAGUUAAGUACCUUCAUUGUUCAAUCAGGAGUUUACAACUUUAUCUUCCCCUAAGGUAUGUCUAAUUAGGGUGGAGUAAUUUUAAAAGUUCCCAAUACAUUCCUGAUUCUUGUUAGACCAAAUAUCUCCAUUGUUACAAUAAGGGAAUAGCUAAACCAAAUCUUCUAAGGUACAGUCUGAGUAGUUUUUAAGAUUCACACUUCCCAUUACAGACUUCAUAUUGGUGCUAGGCCUUGUGAAUGUAAGGAAUGUGGGAAGGCCUUUCAUCUGAGGUUAGGACUUGCUGAACAUCAGAAAUUCACACUGGAGAGAAGCCUUAGGAAUGUAAAGAAUGUGGGAAGGCCUCCUUAAGCUCCCAUCAGAAAAUACACAUUAGAGAUAAUGCUUUUGAAUGUACUUUUAAGUGGAAAGUCCUUCGACCUGCAAGUCCACCCUGACUUCCCAUUCCAAAACUCACUCCGGCGACAGACCUCCAUGUAACAAAUGUGAGAAGGCUUUCCGCCACAGAGCAGACCUUAUUCAACAUCAGAGGAUUCAUACUGGAGAGCAGCCUUAUGAAUGUAAGUAAUGGGGGAAAGCCAUCCAUUAGAUCACCCAACUUACUCAACAUGAAAGGAUUCAUACUGGAAAAAACCUUUUGAACGUACUAAAUGUGGCAAAUUUUUUAACUGUAACUCAUACCUCAUUUCCCGUUAUAGAAUUCAUAUUGAUGACAGACCUUAUGAAUGCAAAGUAUGUGUUGUAAGAUUAAAAUUAAUAUCCAAUAACUCCAAGUAUUAUAUUUUAUAAGGUAUAUUAAUAAUCACUUGAAAUAGAUGAAAAGUAUAGCCUGAAUAAAGAGCAGUUUCCUGGACAGUGAAAGCUGGAGAAGAGAGAGAGGGGACAGGCUCAAAGAAACCAAAAGAUGAGGAUGAAAGUGGGGUUCUGGGAAAUGGAAUCCUGGGGUACAAAAUUCUAAUUACACAGUGAGAAAGCCUUUUGCCGGAGCAUACAACAUAUAGGACAUCAGAGAAUUCACCCUGGAGAGAAGCCUUAUGAAUGUAGUAAAUAUGGGAAGGCUUUUUAGCAGAGGGCAAAACUUAGCAGACAUCAGAAAAUUCAUACACAAGAGAAUCCUUAUGGGAUGUAACCAGUGUAUCAUCGCCUUCUGCCAGAAGGCAGGACUCAUUUGACUUCUAAGAAUUCAUACUAGACAUUAUGGACAUACCUUGUGGAUAUAAAGUUUGUGGAAGGCCUUUCUUGAGAGGAAGUGAUUUAUUCAACAUCAAAGGGUUCACACUGGAAAGAAACCUUGUAAAUAUAGUCUUAUGAUGUAGUGUGUAUCAAGAGUUGAAUGGAACCAUACUCUUCAUUGAAAAAUUUGGAAUUCCAACAAAAACUGAAAAGAUAAAGAAAACCCCAAGUCAAUAUAAACUAUAGACCUCCAUUCUCUAGUAUUUCUGAUAAAGUAAACUAUAUAGUCAUACUGUAAACAUUAUAAUAACCAUGAAGUUAUUGCUACCUGACUCCUGUGGAGCUUCUUUGAAAGUUGAGGCCAAAGUGUCUUCGUCUUUAAGCUUUACUUAGACAUUAAAAUGCAUUUUCAAGGACAUUCUGGCAUCAUUUGGUUAUAUUUCUAAUCUAGCUCUAAAAAUUGUCAAAGAGUAGCAUCCAUAAAAGAGAUCUCGGGCUCUGAGCUUUUGUAUACAAGUAAGGUUAGUAGGCAACUGAGACAUUUUUUUAGGAGCAAUUUUCUCUGGUAAAGGUCUGUUAUCCCAGAAAUAAGGAUAAUCAGUACAAAUUGUUUAAGUACAAAGAACUAUUCUCUAGUAGAUAAAUGGUCAAAGGAUAUGAAUAGGCAGUUCUCCAUCGAAGAAAGUCAAGCUGUCUCUAACAAAGAAAAGUGCUGCUUACCACUGCUGAUGAGAGAAAAGGGAAGGAAAACAUCUCAGAGGCUUUGCCUCAUACUCAUCAGAUUGCAGAGAUGACAAAAAAUGGAAAAUGGCCAUUGUUAAUGGGGUUGGCAAAGGACAGGCAUAUUAAUGUACUAUUGGUGGGGCUCAGUUGGUCCAACUAUUCUGGAAGGCAGUUCAAUCACCCAAAGUCACUAGACUUGCAUAGCCUUUGACCUACCAAUAAGGGGUAUAUAUUUCCCCAAAGAGUUAGUCAAUAAACAUUAAGCACCAACCGUGUACCCGGCACUGUGUUAAGCACUAAGAGAUCAGAAAGAGGGAGUAGAACCAUACAUUGGACUCGUUUCUGUAUCCAGUAUCCCAGCCAAGAAAACCACAAAAUGGGGCUUUGAAGAGUCAGACACAACCCAACUGAAACAACUCAACAACAACAAAAGAGGUCUGUAGAGUCAUUGGAAUGUGACCUCAGAAGGGAAGGUGUCCAUAAGUACAGAGUGAUUUGGGGGCACUAGAAAUGGGACAAAGCAGAAUGGGCUCCUGUAGAGGGUGAAAGUGGACUUUGAAUGGAACCAAGAGCCACAUUUAUCAAAUCGAUAAAUUAUUUUUCAAUUUCAUCAUUAUGAACCUCAUGUAAAUGAAAAUGUAUAUUCUCUACAUCUUCCACAUCCUCCUUUACCCAAAUAACACAUCCUCCACCGUUCUAGCUAAGAAUUCAAGCAGCCUUUCUCUAUCACUGCCUUCAUCUAGCUCUAGAGUCAGCUGAGCUCUUCAGUCUGUGGCUCAGUCCACACUAGAGUGGCUCACUCCAACUCUGGACAAUUUCCAGCUGUGUCUUGCCCUUAUUUCUCAUUCCUUUGGCCUUAGUAACAAACACAUCACCACUGCCUGGCAUUCUCCCCUCCCUGUUAGUCCUUAAGGCAACUCAGCUGGAAGGAAAGACAUGCCUCCCCACCCAAAAAACCCAAGUACAUAAGACUUGCCCAAGACAGUCUAUAAAAUGAAGUGCAAACUCAACUGGUGCAUGCCAGAAAUGGCUAAGGGAUUCUGGGAAGAAGCUCCUAGAAUAAAGAGAAGAGUUUCCCUGGGGAAGUCCAAUUUGGGAUGAACGUAAAAGGAUGGGUAACAUUUUGACUGGUAGAAAAGAGGAAAGAGUGAAAAGUAGUGGCAGUGGGUUCAAUUCAAUUAAACUCAGCCAGAAUGGAUCUUAAAUAAAUAUGGUUGAUAGAAAGAGACUGUUACUGCUGGGAGAGUGGCCUCUAGCACCCUCCCUGGUGAAUUCUCUUUUACCUGAAGGAUGGGGUUCCACCUUCUGCUUUUUUAUGUCUAUUUAUAAAAAAGGGGGGAGAGCAGAGACACAGAGAGAGACAGAGAAGUGAGGCAAGGUCCCAUGAACCCUCUGAGCACCUUUUUUUGGCAUUCCAUUCAAUUCUGAUGGGAAUUUUUCUAAAUUUAUAACACAGGAUAUCAAGGAAGAUUGCAGAGUACAUGGAGGGAAGAAAGUGAAUUCCUUCAAGAUCUCCAGAUAAAAGCAGCAGAAACUCCAAAAAGAAA